Molecule: messenger RNA, 2376 nt
Organism: Scedosporium apiospermum
Lineage: Eukaryota; Fungi; Ascomycota; Sordariomycetes; Microascales; Microascaceae
Exons: 2
Coding region: 1-2376 (791 amino acids)
Source: RefSeq, a predicted model, not a curated record
AUGGCUGAUUUAGAGAAUCUUCGCACAGCAUCGCUGUAUAUAAACAACCAGCUCCUUUCGAGGGGCCUCUUGCGCGAUGGCGAGACCAUCGACUUUUCCAACCCCGGGAACAAUGAAGGCGGGACGGCUGCGACGAUGGGUCGGAUCAUGGGCAUCGUCAAUGAUUUGAUCCUGCGCAGAGAUCGAGAUGCUGAGCACCGCGAAUCACUCUCAGUAGCGAUGCGGACCCUCCGCGCAGACAACCUCAGACAGACAAGCGACCUCACCCGUCUGACCGAGAAGCACGCCGAGACGGAGCGGAAGCUGAACCUCGCCGACGCCUCGGAAUCAACCCUGCGCACACAGCUCAAGAGCGCCGAGUCUGCACUACGCGGACUCAAAGAAGAGAUGUCGCGCGCGAAAACCCUCGUCGCCCAAACCCGCGCCUCGUGCGCCACAGAAGUAAGACGUCGAGAUCGCCAAAUCGACACCCUGAAGAAGCAGCUGAGUGAAGCGACGAGGUCCCGUGGAUCCACGAAAAACCCCGCCAUAACCGUCAUCAGCGUCACCGGCGAUCUUGGGCUAGAGAAGGGCUCUCCAAGCCAGGCGGGGUGCACGGCCAAUUCUGGCUACGACCUUCGGAGCGAAACGAACGAGUUCCUGACCGAGCUUGCCAAGAGUUUGAGCGAAGAAAAUGAACACCUCCUGGUGCUCCUCCGUCAAAUAAGGGAUGACAUCAGGUCCAUGAGCGGCUGGGAACGCGAAGCCCCGGAGGGCGACGGCCAUGUCGUCACCGUCAUCGCUGGUGUUGAUGAGCUGGAGUCUGAUCUGAAGAACGUACUAGAACAUCUACGCACUAUUCUUACGAACCCAUCGUUCGUGCCGCUUGAAGAGGUCGUAACACGAGAAGAAGAGAUUGGCCGUCUACGUGAUGGAUGGACAAAGAUGGAAACAAGAUGGAAAGAAGCCGUACAUCUGAUUGACGGUUGGAGGAAGCGAAUGGCUUCCAACGGAAGGCCCGUGAACGAAGAGGAACUUAAGAUGGGCCUUCGACUCAGUCCCGUCCGCGUCAAAGACGUGGAAGAAACCUCUCACGGAGUGGAGUUACGCCUCCCUGCAGUCCAGGAGGAGGAAGAGGAAGAUUAUGAAGGAUAUGAUGCGGUCCAGGCGACUGAGCAGCAUGUGCUAGCAAACUCCCCUUGUCCGGUGAUACCGCCAGAGCCCAUCGCCACCUAUCCAGAUCAUGUAGAUCUGCCAGAAGACGAAAGUGACAGCGGGUCGAGCGUUUACGAUGAUGACUUUGACGUUGAAGAUUACGAUGUCGAAGAACCAAACGUCCAAAUCUUGGAACAAUCGACCGCCAUGAUCCGGCCAACUCAAGGCAUGAUGGACUCUUCACCACUUCCCGUGCCGCCACAGUUGAGCCCGCUCAAGGACUCGGAAUCGGCAGGAAAUCGCAGUGCCGCAAAUGCCACAGGGCCACGGGGCAAAUCUAUCGAUUACUCAAAGAUUGCGGCGGAAGACACCUUCGAACUAGUUGAGGAUGUGCCUGAGUCCCAGAGCGGGCGCUCACGAAAGGAGCUAGUAACGAGACGGCAAAUCCGUCCUGCCACGGCGCACCCAUCUACUUCCCAGACUGAACAAGAGUUCGAGUCAAAGCAGGUCGAAUUAGAGUCAUCCACGUCAUCCCUAGACAGCCUCCUACUCGAGAGUCCGUCGAAGAAGCCGACCCAAGCGCGUAUCAGAACCGUAACGGCAAGGCCUCGCCAGGCUCAGCCUACCAUCAGGCCAAGAGCGGCACCCGCUCCAAGACCGCCCAGGUCAGCGGCGACACCUUCAAGGGAAGUCAAGACCGUGGCCAAGAAAUCAGUAAGCCCGAGGGAGCGAGUUCAACCUAAGCCGGCUGCUGCCCCGACUCCCUCUCAGCCUUCUAUUAAGCGUGUAAACUCGCGCCUUCCUCUGCCCAGGCCAGCGGAGCCAGCGCCACAACAGAGCCCCCUUACAAUGGCUGCCAUUGCAGCUAAGCUAGCUGCUUCCGAACGUGAGGCCGACGCGGCUAGGGUCAGGGCUAAGCUGAAGGCCGCGAGGAUGGCUAAACGGAAGCCGGAACUUGCGCCCCCAACAGACUCGAAUGAAAUGGAAGCGCACACCGUCGAAUCUCUCCAGGAUACUGUUGAUCCUGUGAAAACGGAUCCCAUCCAGCGCGAAGAUGUGAGGGAAGAUGCCGAAGCCGAAGCGUUCGGUAAUGGUGAGCCUGAGGUGCAAACUAAGAGGAAGAGGGAGAAGAGAACCGGCAAAGCGGCGUCAAGGAGAACGUCAAGGAGGAGAAGCACAUUAAGUCCUUGGGAGCUGGAGAGUCUCAUAUCUGGGAACGUAGUUGCAACGCCGGCUAAGUGA